Gilbertella persicaria is the source of this 2505-nucleotide messenger RNA. Its product is annotated as Sodium/hydrogen exchanger family-domain-containing protein. The record is from RefSeq and is a predicted model, not a curated record. The coding region runs from base 95 to 2374 and encodes 759 amino acids. Gene Ontology annotation, molecular function: sodium:proton antiporter activity. Gene Ontology annotation, cellular component: plasma membrane. Lineage: Eukaryota; Fungi; Mucoromycota; Mucoromycetes; Mucorales; Choanephoraceae. Gene Ontology annotation, biological process: sodium ion export across plasma membrane; regulation of membrane potential; proton export across plasma membrane. The transcript has 10 exons.
CUUUUUUUUCUUCUAGCAUUUCUUUUCUUUCUUUUUUUUCUUUUUUCUUUUCUUUACGUAUAUAUUGAAACUCUAAACAAGAGAAAGUUGAGACAUGAGCGCUCUACAUAUAUUUCCGGGAGAAUUCUCGACGUUCACCAUUGCUAUUGCUAUCUUAAGUGGCUUUAUCCUGUUUUUCGGUUAUGUGUCCAUGUUUCUCAAGGAGCGAUGUUUUUUAUCUGAAGCUUUUGUUGCACUGAUCGUAGGCAUUAUUGCAGGUCCACUUGUGUCAAAUGGUUUCAACCCUAAUAGUUGGGAAGAUAGUGAUGAGAUCACUAAAGAAUUGACAAGGUGUAUUCUUGCCAUCCAAGUGAUGGCUGUAGGCAUUGAACUUCCAAAACACUAUAUGAAAAAAGAAUGGCUUACUAUGUUUAUGUUGUUGAUUCCUAUUAUGGUUUUCAUGUGGUUGGUCAGUGGUUUGUUUAUUUGGUGGUUAGUUCCACCAAUUAACUAUCUUGAUGCUCUUGUCAUUGCUGCUUGUGUUUGUCCUACUGAUCCAAUUUUGGCCAAUUCUGUUGUGAAAGGCCGAUUCGCCGAGAAGCAUGUACCAGCUCACAUCCGAAAUGCAUUGUCUGCAGAAAGUGGUGCCAAUGACGGUAUGGGCUUCCCUUUCCUCUUUUUAGCUUUAUUUUUGCUCAGUGAAAACAAUGUCGGCACAGCCAUUGGUAAAUGGAUUUACCUUACACUUUUGUUUCAGAUUGUUCUCUCUUGUGUGAUUGGACUAAUUGUUGGUUAUAUUGCUCGAAAGAUUUUGCAAUGGUCCGAAAAGAACCAUUUGAUUGAUAAACCAUCCUUCUUAUGUUUCGCCAUUGCAUUAGCUUUGUUUUUGAUGAGCAUGACUGGUUUCUCAGGCAGUGACGACUUGUUGGCUUGUUUUGUUGCUGGUAAUGCUUUCUCAUGGGAUGACUGGUUUAGACAAGAAACAGAAGAAGCUCACUUUCAAGAAGUAAUUGAUAUGAUGUUGAACUUGGCUGUGUUUGUCUAUAUUGGUGCUAUUAUUCCUUGGUCUGAUUUUGGAAAUGCUGAACUUGGUCUCACACCAUGGCGUCUAGUUGUGAUUGCUAUCUUGAUCUUGCUCUUUAGACGCCUACCCAUCUUGAUUAUUUUGAAACCAGUCAUGCCAGCCAUGAAAACAUAUCGUGAAGCCAUCUUUAGUGGUUGGUUUGGUCCUAUGGGUGUAGGUGCCGUCUUUUUGUCCAUGAUUGCCAAAGAAGAGUUGAUUGAAAUCUAUGCUGAAGAAACAGAAAAACCUCUGACGAUUCAACUCGUGAGUCCAGUUGUUCUGUUUAUCGUUUUGUCAUCGACCCUGGUUCACGGUACAACGAUUCCAUUGUUUAAGAUCGGUAAGCGUAUUCGUACCCGUACUUUAUCCAUUGCUAGUACAGGAAGUGGUCAAGUACGCCGAUUGCCUAAACUUCAAUUUGGUCAACAACUCAACUUGCGCAAGUCGGAAGAUGAGCGUGCUAAUCAACCUGAAUAUUCUGAAGCCAUGGCUCAAUUGAAACGUAACACACUCGCUAAUACGAUCCAUAACGAUCCCUUUCAACAAGACGAUACAAGCAUGCGUAACGCAACUGCGAAUAAUUCUACACCUACCUAUACGAUUGAUAUGCACGAUGACGACGAUGAUGGACUUAAAGAAGAAGACUUUUUGCCUGACGAGUCAGACGAGACAGAAGUUGGCUAUGACGAUACGAAGCUAGCUCAAAAACAGAACCAACAUCUUCAAGUGCAUAAUGCUCCUACCACUGAAUCUCAAAGUAUACGUUUCUUGGAACCCUUGAAGCCUAGAACUGGAAGCAAUCAACAAAACAUAGAAAAGAAUGAAGCCAGUGUUUCUAGUCUUAGAAGUUGGAUGCAUCGUAAUAAGAGCAAUGAACCACAAGAUACAUCCCACGAAGAGACAACAACAGGUGGUAAUGGUGGUAAUGCCCUUAGAAACCUUUUCCGCCGACACAAGGAUGAAUCUCCAGAAAAACCAACUGAAGAAAAACCAACUGAAGAAAAACUAACUGAAGAAAAACCAACUGGAGAAAAACCAUUAGAAGAAAUCAACCACCGUACUCAUGAAGCCUUAAGAAGAAUGUUCGCCCAUUUACCUCCAUUAUCUCAAGGCGAACACCAUCGAUCUACAGAAGAAGUCAUUAGUCUUGGCGCCAAACUCAAUCCACGCAUUGAAGUAUGGGAAGAACCUAACCAUGUUGUGAUUGAAGAUAAGCAAGGUGCCGCUUCUCAAGUUGUUAUUGAUAAAUCACAUAACAAUUGGGAAGAGUCAGUGAAGCAAGCAGUAAGAGAUCUUCAAAGUAAGAUUGAUAGUGAAGCACCCGUGUCAUAAUUAUUCCUGUUCUUUUCUUCUUUAUAUAUUUGUUUUAUUCCCCCUUCUUUUUUUUGUACUUAUUCUUGCUCUUUACUAGUACUAUUUAUUACAGCACCAAAGAAUAAAGUUAUCUUUAUAUAUAUUUGUAA